Messenger RNA from Sclerotinia borealis F-4128, 912 nucleotides. NCBI's taxonomy places the organism in Eukaryota, Fungi, Ascomycota, Leotiomycetes, Helotiales, Sclerotiniaceae. The record is from the annotation of a GenBank genome assembly.
AUGUCAGAGGGUCGCAAAGGAUUGUACUUUGAUUUCUUGGAUGGCUUUCAUAAAAAUAGUAGUGAGCCAUCCAAGGUACUUUUUUCACUUCACAACGAUGAGGGCUCAAACAGUGUACAUCGCGCUCAUUUCUUGGAUGAAAUGGUCAAGUUCGUGCCCAACGACAUUGCCGCAUUCUGCAAGAGGGUGGAAAUAGUGGAGGAGAGCGAUGAUCAAGGCCCAGUUACUCUUUAUUUUGCGGAUGGCAUCAAGAGUCAUGCAAUAGCUGAACUGGGCGAAGAUAUGGCCGUUAACUCUAAGAUGCACCUCGGACCCGACGGCCAUAUCUUGACCUUCCCAGUUGACAAAGGGAAGACUAUGAAUGUAGUAGCCUUUGCAACAACAACCAAAGAAUGGCCAGAUAUCCAUAAGUCUACAUGUGCAUCAACCAAGCAAGAUGCCCUCAAUGACUUUACUGGCUGGGGCGAGAACGUCACCCACAUCCUCAGCUUGCUCGACGAAGACGUCGACAUCUGGGCUAUCUUCGACAUGCUCGACCAUCCCGCUUCCACCUAUGCUAAAGGGAGGAAAGUUAUAAUUGGCGACGCAGCACACGCGACCAGUCCUCAUCAUGGCUCGGGUGCAGGUUUUGCUAUCGAAGAUUCUGCUGUGUUAGCGGGGCUGCUCGCCACGCCUGCUGCCAAAACACCUCGAGGAUUGCGUGCUGCAUUUAAAGCAUUUGAUUUAUGUCGGCGGCCUAGAACACAAUGGCUUGUGGCCAGUAGUCGGCGCACCGGGGAAUUGUACGAGCAGCAGACACAGGAUAUUGGGGCUGAUGUCGAAAAGAUUGCGGCUGAGGCGCAUGAGCGAUUUGAAAAGAUUUGGCAGGGGGGUAUUAAGCAGAUGACUACUGAAGUAAUGGACAAGUUUUAA